AUGAUAAAGCUUCAGUCGAUUUCGGACGCCGUCGGUUUUGGAUCAGCCACCCGUCAUGGCGGACUCCAGUGGUCGGUCGCGCUGGGAUGGAUAGGCUUGAUCUGGUAUUCCACGGUGACGACGGUGUGCGCUUUGGGAUAUUAUAAAUUAUGGAAACACUGUCUUGGACGCCCUCGGAAAUCCCACUCAGCAACCGCGUCGGACGCACCUCAUGUCACCAUCAUUCGACCGGUCAAAGGCGUCGAACCGCACCUGUACGACUGCCUGGCCUCUGCGUUUCGCCAAGAAUACCCCCGCGACAAGCUUACUGUAUGCCUUUGUGUGUCUUCCCGAAGUGACCCGGCGUACGCAACCCUAGAGAAGCUGGUCGCGGACUUCCCACAAGUCGAUGGGCGUGUCUAUGUUGAGGAAGAGGAUCCCCUCCUCCAGCCUGACCAUGAACCCGCGUACAAUCUUGGGCCGAACCCCAAGAUCCGAAACAUGACCCGUGCGUACAGGGAGGCAAAGGGCGAUAUCGUUUGGAUUGCGGACUGCAAUAUCUGGGUUGGUAAAGGAGUCUGCGGGCGCAUGGUGGACGAAUUGUGCGGUUUUGGUACAGCUUCAGGCAAAGAGAAUAAAUUUGUACAUCAUCUUCCCGUUGCUGUGGAUGUUACCGGUGCUGCUAGCUUGAAGGAGGAACGACGUUUGUUGCAGACGAAUGGAGCCGCGGCCGCCAACGAAGACGAUAGGAAAAGCCGCCGCGCGCCGGGGGCUCUAGCCAUGGGGGGCGGUCGUCUGGAAGAGUUGUUUCUCUCUUCGUCCCAUGCCAAGAUGUAUACCGCUAUCAACACGGUUCUUAUUGCACCAUGCAUUGUUGGCAAGUCAAAUAUGUUCCGACGCUCUCAUCUCGACUAUCUUACUGCUCCGGAUCCGAAGAGCUCUCGUCAACUGAAUCCAGGCAUUGACUACUUCUCGGACAAUAUCUGUGAAGACCACUUGAUUGGCGAUCUGCUUUGGAAGAACAAGGUUCGCGACGAGAAGGAGCAUGGCAAACACCUGGGCAAGCACGCACUCGUUUACGGAGAUCUCGCCUUUCAACCUAUUGCAAACAUGAGCGUUCGAUCCUACAUAGCGCGACGAGUGCGGUGGCUGCGCGUUCGAAAAUUCAUUGUGAUGCUUGCGACCUUGGUUGAGCCCGGCACAGAGUCAAUAUUAUGUUCGCUGUACGGGGCCUGGGGUGUCACUACUGCGUUAUCUCAGUAUCUCCAGGAUAAAGGGCUGGUCAUCGCUGAGGACCUCUCGACGUGGAAAGCCUUCUUCACGUUCUUCGGGCUCAGCAUAGUAACAUGGAACCUCAUCGAUUGGACAGUAUACAUAAUGCUUCACUCCGGCAAGACGGUCGAACGGGAUGAGAACACGCCACUGUUUGUGCGUCCUCCCCGGGGUACAACAAGACGGCGUUUCCGGUACUGGCUUGCCGCCUGGCUCGGACGAGAAACACUCGCUCUCCCAAUUUGGUUCUGGGCAAUCUGGGGAGGCAUGACGGUUACGUGGCGUGAUCGCCAGUUCCGUAUUGGCCUCGAUACGAAGGCACAUGAGAUUCAGGGUGGUCAAGAUAUCCAAGCCGAAGGCUCCUACUCCGAAGGUACAUCGGUUCUAUCAAGUGCAGAGCGUCGACGCAGACCGCAGAAGAAAAUGAAAGCAUGA
This is a messenger RNA of Aspergillus puulaauensis, 1686 nucleotides long. RefSeq names its product putative ceramide glucosyltransferase. Gene Ontology annotation, cellular component: membrane. Gene Ontology annotation, molecular function: ceramide glucosyltransferase activity. The transcript is spliced from 2 exons. Bases 1 to 1686 code for a protein of 561 amino acids. The record is from RefSeq and is a predicted model, not a curated record. Gene Ontology annotation, biological process: glucosylceramide biosynthetic process. NCBI's taxonomy places the organism in Eukaryota, Fungi, Ascomycota, Eurotiomycetes, Eurotiales, Aspergillaceae.